ACGUUAUCUAAGCCACGUAGCUGCGACGUCGAGGCAGUUUAACCACGGCUGUGACGGAAACAUCACCGGAACAAAGUCGGACUCUUGUUUUCAAACUGUUUCUUUUGGGCUUUUCGUCACAUUUUGUCACAAGGAAACAACAGAAACGUGUCAUGGACAACGGACACGUGAAGGACCAUAACCGGAUCUCUGAUAACAACAAUCAAACUACAAAACCUAAACCGGGCUCGGACAUGGAGGACACAGAGGAGUUCAAGCUCCUGCGGGCCUACGCACAGAGGAGACGACCCAAACAGACACCGCCCGGUGCGGGCGUUCCAAACGGCAUAGGCGCAAAAGCAGCCGGUCCUCCCGCAGACAAAAUCCAGACUGAAAAAGAUGAGAGGGAAAAGGCAAAGAAGAAGAGGACUGUUGGGAAACCGCUGGGAAUUUUUCUCAAAUGUAUUAAACCUCAGACAGACGAGGCAGAACCGCCGCCGCCAGCGGCCGAGGAUGACGUCAGCGGGAGAUCGAUCAUGCGUUCUUCGGUUCAUCACUACGUACCUGUUGUCGGGGAAGAGGAGGAUGAGAUGCAGGAUGUCGCGGCUCGAUUGGUCGAGAUUACUGACGAGAUUGAGUUUGUUCCCUCUGAUUUAGAGGUGGAUUCGGAGGAAGACGAGGUGGAGAGGACCGUCGCCCUGAUUCUGAGGGAGAGUGGAGACCAGCUCAAUAAGCGGUUUCAAGAAGCCAAUCUGAGUUUUGAGCUUUUCUCAAACUACGACUUCUUCAGGAGAGUCGUGGAAGUUUUCCUGGACAGGAUAGGAUUCAGGAGCCGCGAUCCCGAGGCUCUGGGGCCACGAGCGUCGCCCAAAACUCAAAUCGCCGUGACCUGUGAGAUCACCAGCCGGCUCUCGGCUUUGGACACUCAGCCCACAAACCGCCUGCUGAGCCACGGAGCUCGAUUUCUGCAGGAUUAUUAUUCAUCCUGGGCUCAGCAGCACGGUGGAUAUGAGGCAGUUUUUCAAAGUGAGGACGAGGAAGUGGACUGAGCAGGACUCUGUCUCCACCUUCAGGAUGUUGGUGGGACUACACGUCCUGCAGCUUCUGCGCUUUGUGAAAAUGAAUCCGACUCGGGACCUUUCAGGCUGGAAAAAGUUUAAAAGCACAUAAAAACCUCAUGUUGUGCACUUUGAGUGGGUCUUUAUUAUUCUAACCAAAUAGUACUUAGGUUGUUUGUUUUAUUUAUUAGGAUAACAUUCAGGUUUUUGUAAUACUUCAGGCAUUAAAGUUUGCCAAGCACAUGCACUUUUACCUGCCAAAAUAACAACAUGUUGUGUGAAUUUUAAACACAAACUGUAUUCUGCCUUAUCUGAAAUGUUCUCUGUGAAUCAUUUUUGUACUUGGAUUUAUUUUAUAAAGGAUGAAACAAAA
Molecule: messenger RNA, 1410 nt
Organism: Nothobranchius furzeri (turquoise killifish)
Lineage: Eukaryota; Metazoa; Chordata; Actinopteri; Cyprinodontiformes; Nothobranchiidae
Biological process (GO): regulation of extrinsic apoptotic signaling pathway
Source: RefSeq, a predicted model, not a curated record